Messenger RNA from Magallana angulata, 2414 nucleotides. RefSeq lists its product as uncharacterized. NCBI's taxonomy places the organism in Eukaryota, Metazoa, Mollusca, Bivalvia, Ostreida, Ostreidae. The record is from RefSeq and is a predicted model, not a curated record. Bases 112 to 1212 code for a protein of 366 amino acids. The transcript is spliced from 9 exons.
UUUACUGAACCGUACACGUGUACACGACCUUUAAAUACCUCCACAUUCUCAAACUAAAAGACGGUUUCAUUUAUAAAUACAUGGAAAGUAAAAAGGUCAAUCGUUAUCAACAUGGGUAUGACUCUACUUCAAGGAAUUUUCUUCCUGUUUCUAUCAUGUUGGAUGAAUGCUUCUGAGCUAUGGCCUCAGGAGGAAUUAUUUAACGCAUUUGGCUGUUUGGGGAACGUAAUACGAAACUACAAGGAUUUUCCCUUGUUCUCAGAGUGUUCAACUGAUAUAAGUAUUAAAGGUGAAUAUUGUUAUGACGAUGAGAUUACUUGCCAUGCUACGAAAGAGAACUGUAGAUAUUGGAGAGUGCACAGAACAAAUGUGUCUAUCUUCAUUCAAUUUCCAACAUCAAAGUUCAUACAGGCAUCGAAAUCUUUAACAAAUGAAUGUGAAUGUAAGGAGUAUAUCUUUAAAUGUACCAUAAACAGUCAGGUCCUUAUACAAAGUAUCGUACAUAAAGAUGCAUUCUUAACAAGCACAUUAUCUUCAUCAUCACUGGAAACGACAGAAGCUGUUACUACAAUGGCACCAACAACGAACAAACCUUACACAACAGACUCGAGCAAAACAAUUAACCCAGGAAUGCUAGGAAAUCGGUCAAUUCAAAAUAGCGAAACACCUUAUCUCGCCAUAACUGGUGCCCUUAUUGGAGGCGUAGUUCUGGGAGCAGGCGUGGAAUAUCUAUUGAUCAUACUGCUGCGAAGAAAUCGACACUCAAAAAACAAGAAGAUUAAAGAAAACAUUACAGGGAUGUCGAAAUACAACCCUGCAUAUUCAGACAGUGGUGAAAAUACCAAGGACCCUAUGAAAUCAGACGAAAAAUACUACGCACAAGUAGUCAACGCAAACACUGUUUAUCAAAAUGUUACCCAAGGUACCGCAAAUAUUCACGAACAAAGAACGUACAAUCAAGAAAAACCUGGUCAGUCAAUAUACAAUCAUCUUCACGAAAAGAAGGAAAUAGAAGAUACAGGUGAUCACUAUGAUCAUGCUCACCGUGUACCAUUCGAACUCACUGCAACAGAGAAGGAUUACGAAACACUGAAACUGCCUCCACAGGCCAAUAAUUACACAGAAGUUAUUGCGGACGAGACUGAGCACAGUAGAUACCGAAGUGAGGAAGAAAAUGAUCACUACUUUGUUCUAGAUGAUAAAAGAUCAUAGUGCAUAAAAUUUAGGCAGGUAGCUCUCACGUAUCAGCGAUAUGAAAUUAAUUUUAAAUCAUUAUUGUUUAAGAAUAAUCAUGAUGCCAAUAUCUUAUCAACCACCGUAAAUAUCCCUUUAACAGCAUGAGAAUCUGUAUUACAUAUAGUUUAUAUAAAAAUCACACAGAGUUAUUCGAUCAGACUUGGAUGUUAAAGUUCAAAAUGUAUUUGUGUUAAAUACUACAUGUAAGUCUUUCAGAACAACAUGUAAUAAAUACCACGACGUUAACAGUCUCAAUAUUUUAUUUUCCUUUCAGAAAAAAAACAUUGAAAUAUCAAUCUAGUUUUGAAAUUGUCUAACAAUGAAGAACAAAAGUUAUAAAAGUCCUAUUAUUAUUUUAUCUAAUCAUUCGUCAUUUAUUCAUCCUUAUUUUUAACACUGCAUUAUUACUGUAUGUGUUUUUCAAAUAUUUUCAUCAUUCGAGAAAUUGAAAAAAUACAGUUACUGUUGCAAGUAGAUAGGAUGAUUUUUUAAUUUGAUUACAAACUACCAAUAUAUUCUUGCAACAUAAAUGAUACAUUCUGUUGCUUGUAAUUUCUAAAACAGCAGAGGUUACUCACACCUCCUUGUAACCUGAUCAUACCUAUAAUUUUUGUUCGUGUUGGAUCAGCUACUGUUUUAUAUUUUUUUCCUUUGGUCUUUUGAUUUUGAACACUCCAAAACUUCGUUAUAACCACAUUUCGAUGUUUUCUGACUACUGUGAUUCAAGUAAUCCAAAGCUUAUGCGUACAUCCCAUCUCUGAUAGUUAUAACCACUUCACCAUUGUGCUGUGAAAAAAGGACUUAAUAUUCAAUUUUUACCUUUUGUUUUUAUCUUCCACGAAUAUUUUAAAUUAAAUAUAAAAAUAUGUUGAAAUACAUUGAAACCAAUGAUACUUUUGGAGUUUGAGUGUAAGUAACCACUGUCUCUUUAUUUAACAAGGACAAUAUAUUAAAUAUCCAACAUACUACAAAUAGAUAGGAAGUAAACCUGUACAACGUCAUGAAAGAGGAUACAACGAGUAAUUGCAGGUUACCGAAUACGGCAGAACAGUUAGCUAUUUCGUAUUAAUUGUUUAGAUUGUAUUUUAUCUAUUAAAUCAAUCCUUUAUUUUAUAAAUCAUGUUGUUCCUCAAUUUGUUUUGCUCAUUCAUCCCUCAAACUUUAGGGAAGAUAACUAC